This is a messenger RNA of Brassicogethes aeneus, 859 nucleotides long. Lineage: Eukaryota; Metazoa; Arthropoda; Insecta; Coleoptera; Nitidulidae. The record is from the annotation of a GenBank genome assembly.
CAAUUUAGGUUUUUUCUAUCUAAUACUAACAACCAUGAAAGUCUUCGUAGUAGUUGCCGCCAUCUUGGCAUGCACCCAAGCCACCAUGUACCCAAACGAAAACAAAUGGGACAUGAGUCAAAAUGUCCACGAAAUGUCCAUGUGGAACAAAAAACCCUGGGUGAUGAUGAACCACGAACAAAUGCCAAUGUGGCAGCAAUGGAACCAUCAUGAACAAGUGCCAAUGUCGCAGCAAUGGAACAUGCAACAAGAAAUGCCAAUCUGGCAACAAUGGGUGCAAAUGAAACAACCAAUGUGGCAACAAUGGGUGCAAAUGAAACAACCAAUGUGGCAACCAUGGGUGCAAAUGGAACAAAACAUGUGGCAACACAUGCAAUUAAACAAACAAGAACAAGUGCCAAUGUGGCAACAAUUGAACAACCAAGAACAAAUGCCAAUGUGGCAACACUGGAACCAGCAACAAUUGCCAAUCUGGCAACAAAGGAACCAACAACAAUUGCCAAUGUGGCAACAAUGGAACCAGCAACAAUUGCCAAUCUGGCAACAAUGGAACCAACAAUUGCCAAUGUGGCAACAAUUAAAUCAGCAACAAUUGCCGAUCUGGCAACAAUGGAAACAACAAAAAUGGGGCCAACAAGAACAAUUGCCAAUAUGGCAACAAUUGAACCAUCAACAAUUGCCAAUCUGGCAACAAUGGAACCAACAACAAUUACCAAUCUGGCAACAAAACCAACUGACAUACUAAUUUUAAUGUUAUGAUACUAUGAAUACAACUUGUCUAGCACUAUUUAAUCGUUUUUUUUUAUUUUAAAUUAUAAUUGUAUACCUACCUAAUAAAAAUAAACAAUAAUUUAAAUAG